Molecule: messenger RNA, 2193 nt
Organism: Aphanomyces astaci
Lineage: Eukaryota; Oomycota; Saprolegniomycetes; Saprolegniales; Verrucalvaceae
Exons: 7
Coding region: 56-2077 (673 amino acids)
Biological process (GO): transmembrane transport
Cellular component (GO): membrane
Molecular function (GO): transmembrane transporter activity
Source: RefSeq, a predicted model, not a curated record
CCGCAGCCUCAGUCGUGGAUCUGGCCAGUCGUUUCGACAUCUCAUCGAUCCAUCGAUGGGAAGAAAGUCCAAAACGAAGGCGUCGUUGCUCAAGGGGCAGACGCCCCCGUCGUCCCCCAAGAAGGCCGCCGCCGAAGUAAACCCAGUUCCCGCACCAACAUCGCCACGGUACGCGGAUGUCAUUCCAGCGUCGCCCACGUAUGGCUCUGGCCAGCCAUUGCUUCACGUCCGACGCAAUGCGUACUUCGAAGCGGACCGCAAGUGCCACGAUGUCUUGUGCGGCGUGCUCUUUGGUUUGUUUUGGAUUGGCAUGGUCGCCAUUUCCCUCGUGGCGUACAAGCAUGGCGACAUGAAUGGUUUGGUCUAUCCAAUGGAUCACUUUGGGCACCUGUGCACUGAAGCGACGCCGUUUGCGUACUACCCGCAUCCGAGCUUGGACAUCAAAAGCCCAUACUACUAUGGCAUUUGUGUUGCCACGUGCCCCGCCCAAGGCGAGUUUGUGAACGGCAUGAAGGUCAAGUACGACACCACCGACGUGUUCCACCGGUGUGUGCCGUCCAACCUCACGGCAGUCGGCGCUGACGUCGCCGAGGAAUACGCGACCAUCUUGGGCAAAGCCACGACAACGUUCAAACUGCUGUCUCGGUACAUCGAAGACAUCCGGAAGACAUGGAAACCCGUCGUGGGCGUCAGCUGCGGCGUGGGGUUUGCCGGGUCGGUGAUGUGGCUCGGAGUGCUCCGGCUGUACCCAGGCACGGCGGUGUGGGGCAGUCUGUUUGUGACGAUGCUGGCGCUCGUGCUGGCGACCGUUGUGUCGGCCCUCGAAGCGCACUACAUCCAAAGCGACGCGUUUACCGCCGCCGUCGACGAUUCGUUUGUACUUCAGCUCGGCAACGACAACGAAAAGUCGUUCCGAGUCGUCACGGUGGUCCUGGGGUUCGUCACGCUCGUACUGGUACUCGUGCUCGCGUUUAUGUUUUCCCGAAUUCGGUUGUCGGUGGGCAUCAUUCACGAAGCCAGCCGUAGCAUUGCGUACAUGCCCACGCUGUAUGGAAUUCCCGUGGUGCAAACCACCAAACUUCUGAUUCUGUUCGUGUACUUUGUCGUGUCGUGCAUGUACAUUGCCAGCUGCGGUAACAUUUCCCUCGCCGACUUACGUGGCGCGUUCUCCCGCCACGACGGAAAGGCGCACGUGCAGGCCAUCCAAGCGGCGGUGCCGGCUUUGGCCACCGAGUAUGGCAACGGCACGACCCAGGGCUCCAACUGGAUGAAGGCGUGCUUUGCGUACAACCUGUUUGGGAUCUUCUGGACCCAGCAACUCAUCGAAGCGGUCACGGUGUGCACGAUAGCCGGUGCCAUUGCCCGGUUCUACUGGUGCGACUCGACCGACCAACUGGGCUUUGCCGUCGUAAAAUCGUAUGGGCACAGCUUUCGGUACCACUUUGGGUCGCUGGUGUUUGGUUCGGCGGUGGUGGCCGUGGUUCAGUACUUCCGCGUGGCACUGGAAUAUGUGGACCACCAGACAAAGCACACGCAGAAGUACUCGGUGGUGAAAGUCGUGACCUGCUGCUGCCGCACGUGCCUGUGGUGCCUGCACACGUUUAUCAAGUUUGUCAGUCGCAAUGGGUACAUUGUAAUCGCCAUGAAGGGGUCGUCGUUCUGUGUGGCGGUCGUCGAUUCGUUCCAUCUCGUGACCGCCAACCUGUUGCGCAUUGGGACGUUGUCGAUCGUGGCAGCGUUUGUGAUGGUCAUGGGCAAGGUGCUCAUCUCCGUGGGAUGCACGAUGCUCGUGUUCUGGUACAUGACUGCGCAGACGGUGGACGUGUCGAGCCCGUUUCCGCCGCUCGUGGUCACGCUCAUCCUGUCGUACUCGGUCGCUUCGCAGUUCUUUGGCGUGUUUGAAAUCGCCAUCGACACAAUCCUCCUUAGCAUCUGCGAAGACGAAAAGAUCAAUCGCAGCACCGCCCAGUACUACGCGUCCAAGCACAUUCGAGCGUAUCUGGACCAUACGGCCGAGCACGCGUUCGACCACCACAAGCACAUUGAAGCAGCCAAGCGGACCGACGUCAUGGUGUAAAUGUAGCCAAGUUGAGUUACUCAAAUUGUCCGAUAUGUUGGAAUAGCUAUGGAUAUAUUGACAUGUAAGAGCGUUAAUUGAAUUGAACCCUCUAAGUACGACCGUUUCAAACUGGA